AUGCAGGAGACGCAUAUCGUGGCCGAGGCCGACGACUUCGAGGACGAUGGCACUCAGUAUGAAGAGUCCUCUGUGGCGUCUUUGACAGCCAGUAUUCGAGAACAUCGAGCCGAAAAUGGCCGUACUUAUCACUCGAUGAGUGCUGGAAAGUACAACUACCCGAACGACGAGCGGGAGAAUGAUCGACUCGAUUUUCAGCAUGAGAUCUGGCAUCUCACCCUCGAUGGCGAGCUCGCCGUCGCCCCAGCCCACAAGACGGCAAAACGCGUCUUGGAUAUGGGCACGGGCACCGGAGUAUGGGCCAUUGACUACGCGGAUGCGUUCCCUUCUGCCGAGGUUAUCGGCGUCGACUUGAGCCCUACCCAGGCCGAAUGGACUCCUCCCAACUGUGUCUUCGAAAUCGACGAUUUGGAAAAGGAUUGGACAUGGACGAAGUCUUUCGACUACAUCUUCUGCCGAACAAUGGAGGGCUCCUUCGCAGACCCGGCAGCGGUCAUCCAGAAGGCCUACAAGGGUUUGGCGCCCGGUGGCUGGUUCGAGGCCGGGGGUUUCGUGCUGCCGCUGGGGUGCGACGACGGCACUCUCGUCGAGGGUUCGCCCCUGCACCAAUGGCAGGAGCUUAUGGUCGAGGCUGGCAACAAGAUCGGCCGCUCCAUCGAGAGCCCUGCCAAGUACACCGAGGCCAUGGAGGACGCCGGAUUUGUCGACAUUACCGUCAAGAAGUACAUUUGGCCGCUAAACUCGUGGCCAAAGGACGCCAAUCUCAAGGAGAUUGGCAAGUGGCACAACGUCAACCUUGACAUGGGCCUCGAGGCGCUAUCCCUUGCGCUAUUCACGCGCGCCCUGGGGUGGACGAAGGAGGAGGUUUUGGUGCUCUGCGCCGGCGCGCGAAACGACCUGAAAAACAGGAACAUUCAUGCGUACUGGAACGUACAAGUUACCUAUGCUCGAAAGCCUGAGACGGCCGUUGGUGAAGAUGCAACAUCGGCCUGA
Colletotrichum graminicola M1.001 is the source of this 993-nucleotide messenger RNA. RefSeq names its product methyltransferase domain-containing protein. Bases 1 to 993 code for a protein of 330 amino acids. The record is from RefSeq and is a predicted model, not a curated record. The transcript is spliced from 11 exons. Lineage: Eukaryota; Fungi; Ascomycota; Sordariomycetes; Glomerellales; Glomerellaceae. Gene Ontology annotation, molecular function: methyltransferase activity.